Molecule: messenger RNA, 916 nt
Organism: Harmonia axyridis
Lineage: Eukaryota; Metazoa; Arthropoda; Insecta; Coleoptera; Coccinellidae
Exons: 2
Coding region: 68-700 (210 amino acids)
Source: RefSeq, a predicted model, not a curated record
GUUGAAGUCGGAACAUAUUAAUCAGGCGAUUUCUGAUUUCAAUGUUCGUCUGGACGAGGCGAUAAAAAUGAAUAAAUCGCGAUCCAAUUCUACAGGAAAAUCAUCUCUGGAGACAAUAUCUGAACAGUUCAGUAAGUUUAGAUCAGAUACACUGUUAUUUGUGGAGAAUUUAAAAAGAAUGGUUGAAAAUAAUUCUAAGCAGAUAGAUAAUCUCGAAAACUAUUCUAGAAGAAAUUGCCUCUUAUUUCAUGGGAUUGUUGAGACUGAAAAUGAAAAUGUUGAUGAGGUGAAAGAUAAGAUCUUAGAUGAAAUUGAGAAAUUGAAAAUCCCAAAUUGGGAGGCUAAAGAUCACUUGAUCGAUUGGUGUCACCGAUUGGGUAAGCAAAGGAGUGAUGAACAUAGAAAUCGACCUAUUAUUGUUAGGUUUGUAAUGUAUAAUUCGAAACGGGAGAUAUGGAAAUUUAAGAAAAACUUGAAGGGUACCAAGGUUAUGAUUACUGAGUCGCUUUCAAGGAUUCGUUUGAUGGUCUUCAAGGAGGCUAGACUGACGUUUGGUGUGCCAAAUACUUGGACCUUUGAUUGUAAUAUUUUUGUGAGAAUGAAGAAUGGAAAGGUUGUUAAAGUUCAGUUCAUGGAUCAAUUGAAGGAGUUAAAUUUGAGGAAUACACAACCAAAUUUGAAGAAGAGUAAAUCCUAUUAGCCUGAUAAUUUGCUUUAUAGAGCUCUUAGAGGAUUUUUUUUUUCUGUCCUUAAGUACAACCUUGGUAAGUUUCGUUUUUAUUUUAUUAUUUUUUUUUUGAUGUUUUGUUUUAUUUACAUUGAUUUAAAUUUUUAAUAAAACUAUGCGGUACGUUUUUGCGCAUCUGAAUUGCCGUUCUUUGCUUCCUAGCUUCGAUGAUGUUAGAGAUCUCUUGAA